GGCAGCUUCAUCAGGAUGAGCCUCCCGGCCCCACGCAGACUCCUGGAACUGGCCUGUCAGGGCCUGCUGAAGGAUGAGGCCUCGGCCAUCGCUGCUUUGGAGUCGCUGCCCAUGGAGCUCUUCCCACCACUGUUUGUGGCGGCCUUUACCGGGAAGCACACCAAGGUCCUGAAGAUGAUGGUGCAGGCCUGGCCCUUCCCCUGCCUCCCUCUGGGGGCCCUGAUGAAGGAUCGGCAGCCCGACCACGAGAUUUUCCAGGCUGCGCUCGAUGGGCUCGAUGCCCUGCUUGCCCAGGCGACUCGCCCCAGGAGAUGGAAACUGCAGCUGCUGAACUUACAGAAGAAAGUUCAUCAGGAGUUCUGGACCGUGUGGUCUGGAACCAGAACCGACGUGUGCUCACUGUUGGAGCCUGAGGCCGCCCAGCCCAUGAGGAAGAGAGGGAAAGCGGACAGGUCAAGGGCGGGGCCAAAUCCACCGUUGGCCCCCGUGCAGGUGUUCGUAGACCUUUGCCUCAAGGAAGGAAUCCCUGACGAGUCCCUCAGCUACCUCAUUAAGAAAGUCACCGAGAGGAGAGGCUCGCUGCACCUGUGCUGUAAGAAGCUGAAGAUUCUUGCGGUGUCGAAGCAGAACAUGAACAUCCUCAACAUGGUGCAGCUCGACUCCGUCCAGGAUUUGGAACUAAACUGCACCUGGAAGCUGUCAACUCUGAAGAAGUUCGUGCCGUACCUGGGCCAGAUGGGCAGCCUGCGCCGGUUCCUCCUCUCCCACAUCCUCACGUCCUCUCGCACCACCAUGGAGCAGGAGGAGCUGUGCGUGGGCCAGGUCACCUCUCAGUUCCUCAGCCUGCCCUGCCUCCAGGAGCUCUGUUUGGACUCUGUCUCCUUCCUCAAAGGCCGCCUGGACCAGAUCCUCAGGUCCCUGAAGAGCCCCUUGAAGACCCUGUCCAUCACUAACUGCCUGUUUUUAGAAAGAGACUUGAGACAUCUGUCCCGGCACCUGAACGUCAGUCAGCUGAAAGGCCUGAGUUUCAGCGGCCUCAACCUGACCAAUAUCACUUCGGGGCCACUCCAACUUCUGAUAGAAAAAGCCUCGCCCACCCUCCAGAACCUGGACUUGGAUGAGUGUGGGAUCAUGGACCCCCAGUUCAUGGACAUCCUGCCUGCCCUGAGCCACUGCUCCCAGCUCAUGACCUUAAGCUUCUGUGAAAACCCCAUCUCUAUGACGGUCCUGGAGGACCUGCUGCGCCACACCGUCGGGCUGAGCAAGCUGACCCGCGUGCUGUAUGCUGCCCCCCUGGAGAGUUACGAGGAGACCAGUGGCACCCUCCACCUGGGCAAGCUUGCCCAGGUGCAUGCUGUGCUGAAGCAAAUGCUGCAGAAGCUGGGGCGGCCCGACAUGGUCUGGCUCUGUGCUAGCCCCUGUCCUCGCUGUGGCGAUAGAACCUUCUAUGACCCAAACCCCAUUCUGUGUCCCUGUUAUGUGUCUAUCUAG
Messenger RNA from Myotis myotis, 1491 nucleotides. It is a transcript of the gene PRAME, whose product is annotated as PRAME nuclear receptor transcriptional regulator. Gene Ontology annotation, cellular component: cytoplasm. Lineage: Eukaryota; Metazoa; Chordata; Mammalia; Chiroptera; Vespertilionidae. Gene Ontology annotation, biological process: positive regulation of cell population proliferation; negative regulation of apoptotic process; negative regulation of cell differentiation. The transcript has 3 exons. The record is from RefSeq and is a predicted model, not a curated record. Bases 16 to 1491 code for a protein of 491 amino acids.